Messenger RNA from Mytilinidion resinicola, 2022 nucleotides. RefSeq lists its product as uncharacterized. Bases 1 to 2022 code for a protein of 673 amino acids. NCBI's taxonomy places the organism in Eukaryota, Fungi, Ascomycota, Dothideomycetes, Mytilinidiales, Mytilinidiaceae. The transcript has a single exon. The record is from RefSeq and is a predicted model, not a curated record.
AUGACGAGAACUCCACCACAACUAAGCAUACCGACCUUCCAACCCCCUCCAAGCCAGCGGAAUCCCUCUGCUUCACCAGAGAUUGGUCGAGGAGGUUCUCCUGCUGCGUACAACAGAGCGACGUCACCUGCACUUUCAAUACAGUCUGCACAACGACACGCUAUGCCAUUCCCUUCUGGCAGUCCGGACCCCAACAGAGCACCAUCACCAGCAUUCUCAGACAUACGAUCCGCCCGCUCGGGCAGUCCUACGCUUGUCCGACCAAACAGUGCUGCAACGAACCGAUCGCCAAUCAGCCCUUCGAGUCCCGUACCCAUGCGGUCGAUGUUUCCUGUAUAUGACCCCACCGUCCCUUUAGGCCGUCAAGCAUACGCUCCCACGCAGACUUCACCUACGCAUAUUCCCGUGAACAGAAUACAUCGGUCUCCAUACUCGCCAGAACUGUACAUACCCCAUGGAAACGUGAAUAAUGGAGAUCAAGAAAGCAGCGAUGCUCCCACCUUUACUUGUGCGCCCUACUUCACCCCAUCAGCUCUCCUAGAAAACCUAUGGGUUGCCACGAAUGGUCAGGAAGAGCCGGCGGUUCAGAUAUACACUCUCAAGAUGCACCGAGCAACUGCAGCCACACCACAAGUAACCUUCGGUCCAACUGCAUCCCUCCCCUUCUACAGCCUCACCCAAUCCGAUCUCGAGGGCAAAGACCCCCUAGAACUCGCAACAAUGACCCACGAAGUCCUCAUUCAGCGCCACCAUCCCACCCAACCGCGCGCCCUCCCAGUAAACCACCUCGACCUCGUCGUUCCCCCCUCUUCCGCAACCGCCAACUCCUUCGACGACUCCCCCUCCACCCUUCUCGCAACCAUCUACCCCAAGCUCGCCGCCCUUGCCGCUCUCGACGCUGCCGCAAACUCACCUGCAGCCUCCCACAUAGCCUUUGCCGACCCCGGCGCCACCUCUCACGCUGCUCAGCGCCUCGCCGAGGACGUCCUCCGCGGCGCCGCCGAGCGCGAGUGCUCCGCCCUCACCUGGACCCGCGAGGCUCCCACCCAGCAGACAAAUCCCUGGGCCCACGCCCUGAACCCCACCGGCUCGUACCAGCUGCACCACCCGACUCUCGGCCUCUUCCCCAUCCAGCUCGAGGGCGACUGCGCGGGCAUCAACUCCCCCUCCACCCGGCCCCAGACGGCCGUCUACGGCCACCCCUCCUUCGCACAGGCGCAGGCCCGCUCACGAGCGGGCAGCAUCACGCUACUGAACCCGUACGUGCUCUCUCCGACCAGCCCGCGCGCGUUCAACCCCCCACCGCCCUCGACCCCGUUGCGCAGUGUCAGCGCUGCCGGCACCGCGAGGCCGGGCUCGAUGUUCUCGGACGUGGACGCUGCGCACCUCGCCACCGCAAACGAUGCCGCGGCCGACGACGCGGUGCUUGCGCGGCUGGAUUUCGGGACGGACAGCUUGCUGCUGAACGUCGCGGCACUCACACGCUUUGGGAAUCCGUAUCUCGUUGACGUGGCCGCUACGGCUCUCUUAUCCGUGGCAGUUGCGGAGGCGGCGCGGAACCCGAAGAGCAGGACGUCGUCGGCGCAGGAGGUGCCUACGAUGUUUGAAGCGCCGCCGCCGUCGACGGCGCUGGGCCCGAAGCCGAAGAGCAGCGCGGCGAGCUUCAAGGAGAGCUUCGUCGAGGGGUUUGAGAGCUGGGGCGGGGCGAAGAGCAUCAGCAAGGGCAAGAAGUGGAGUCGCAGCCUGCGCAGCUCGGCGACGACGAGCAAGUCGCAGAGUCUGGAUAAGGAUAUCGAGCUGGGGCAGUGGUAUGGGCAGCAGGACGAGGCGCAGGCCAAGACGAAGACGAAGGGGAAGAAGAGCAAGGCGGAGAAGAAGGAGAGCACCCUGCCGUUUGUUGCGCGGACGCUGAUUGGCGUGCUGACGUUUGCGUUUAAGGCGUUUGUGUGGGUGGUUGGGUUGGUGUUUAAGAUCAUUGCGGGCCUGGUGGUGAUGCUUACGCGGAAUGCGAGUAAGCUGUAA